Molecule: messenger RNA, 3026 nt
Organism: Morus notabilis
Lineage: Eukaryota; Viridiplantae; Streptophyta; Magnoliopsida; Rosales; Moraceae
Product: potassium transporter 8
Exons: 8
Coding region: 512-2836 (774 amino acids)
Biological process (GO): potassium ion transmembrane transport
Cellular component (GO): membrane
Molecular function (GO): potassium ion transmembrane transporter activity
Source: RefSeq, a predicted model, not a curated record
CUUCUCUUUUUCUUUCUCAAAAGAGCCAAGUGGAGGUGGUGUAGAGUGAAGAUAAAUCCCAUUUCUCUCUCAUAUAUAUAUAUAUAUAUAUAUUUCUUUCGAUAUAUAUAUAGACUCUAUCCAGAAUCUUUACUGAACAAAAAGCAGAACCAAAACCCACCAUACCAUUAUUCGCACUACAAAAAACCAACCUUCUUUAGUUCUUUCUGUCUCUCUCUCUCUCAUCACAUCACAAUAAUCUAUUCUGUAAUUCCAAACCUUCUCUCCACUCUCUUUUAGUGUUCUUUUUCUUGUUUGUUUUUCAUUUGUCCGCAUUCGUGGGGAGACUGAACUACUUUUCCGGUCAUUAAAUAAAAAAAAUCCAUUUUUUUUUAGUUUAAUACAAGUUUAUCGUCAGAGCUGCUUGUUUUUCUCCGACUUGUUAUAACUAGGGAGGGCGUUAAUCCAUCUGGGUCUCCUUCAAAUUCUCCUCAAAUGGUUUUUCUCUGAUUAUUUCAUCUCUCACCCAUUAAUGGAUCUGGAGGGAGUUAUCCGCAGCCACCCAGCCAAGAAAGAUUCAUGGAAAACAGUACUAACUCUGGCGUACCAGAGCUUGGGAGUUGUAUACGGCGAUUUAAGCACUUCUCCUUUGUAUGUCUACAAGAGCACUUUCGCAGAAGACAUCCAACAUUCGGAGACGAACGAGGAGAUUUAUGGGGUGUUGUCGUUUGUGUUCUGGACGCUAACUUUAAUCCCACUUGUGAAAUACGUUUUCAUAGUGCUUAGAGCUGAUGAUAAUGGUGAAGGUGGGACUUUUGCUUUGUAUUCAUUGCUUUGCCGACAUGCCAGAGUUAGCUCCUUGCCCAAUUGCCAGCUUGCUGAUCAGGACUUAUCUGAGUACACAAAAGAGGGGGUCGUUUCUUCUGCUAAAACCUUACGUGGGUCGACCUUGAAAUCCACAUUGGAGAAGUACAGAGUUCUUCAGACGGUUUUGCUUGUUCUGGCUCUUAUUGGGACUUGUAUGGUUAUUGGAGAUGGAGUGCUCACACCAGCAAUUUCUGUUUUUUCUGCUGUUUCGGGUCUGGAGCUUUCCAUGCAUAAAGAGCAACAUCGCUAUGUUGAGGUGCCAGUUGCUUGUGUCAUACUCAUAUUCUUGUUUGCCCUUCAACAUUACGGGACCCACCGAGUAGGAUUCCUGUUUGCUCCUAUUGUGAUUACAUGGCUUUUGUGCAUCAGUGCUAUCGGUGCGUAUAAUAUCAUCCAUUGGAAUCCUCAUGUUUACCGAGCACUCUCUCCAUAUUAUAUGUACAAAUUUUUGAAGAAGACUCAGAGAGGAGGCUGGAUGUCAUUGGGUGGAAUACUGUUGUGUAUAACAGGCUCAGAAGCCAUGUUUGCUGAUCUGGGGCACUUCUCACAGCUAUCAAUCCAGAUUGCUUUCACAUUCGUGGUUUACCCUUCCUUGAUUCUAGCAUACAUGGGCCAAGCUGCUUAUCUUUCUAAGCAUCACGUUUUAGAAAGCAACUAUCGGAUCGGAUUUUACGUAUCUGUGCCUGAGAGAAUAAGAUGGCCUGUUCUGGCUAUAGCCAUACUUGCAGCAGUGGUGGGAAGCCAAGCUGUUAUUACUGGGACUUUCUCAAUAAUCAAACAGUGUUCUGCGUUGGGUUGCUUUCCAAGGGUCAAAAUAGUUCACACUUCCUCUAAAAUACAUGGGCAGAUUUAUAUCCCAGAGAUAAAUUGGACUUUGAUGUUGCUGUGCUUGGCUGUGACUGUUGGUUUUAGAGAUACGAAACGGUUGGGCAAUGCUUCAGGCCUUGCAGUUAUAACUGUCAUGCUGGUAACCACCUGCCUAAUGUCUCUAGUCAUGGUCUUGUGCUGGCACAAAAGUAUCUUCCUUGCCAUUUGCUUCAUUUUCUUCUUCGGCUCCAUCGAAGCUCUCUACUUUUCAGCCUCUCUGAUCAAGUUUCUAGAAGGGGCUUGGGUUCCUGUUGCUCUUUCAUUUAUCUUCCUUGUUGUUAUGUACGUUUGGCACUAUGGCACUCUCAAGAAAUACGAAUCAGAUGUUCAAAAUAAGGUCUCUAUCAACUGGCUCCUCAGUUUAGGUCCGACUUUAGGGAUCGUCCGGGUCAGGGGAAUUGGCCUCAUACACACCGAGCUGGUAUCUGGUAUCCCGGCAGUCUUUUCUCACUUUGUGACCAACCUCCCAGCUUUCCAUCAAGUAGUUGUCUUCCUUUGCAUCAAGUCUGUCCCAGUUCCUCAUGUUAGACCUGAAGAAAGGUUCUUGGUUGGGAGAGUUGGUCCAAAGGAGUACCGGUUGUACAGAUGCAUAGCACGCUACGGUUACCAUGAUGUUCACAAGGACGACGUGGAGUUCGAGAAAGAUCUUGUUCGUAGCGUCGCUGAGUUUAUCCGGUCAGAGAGACCAGAAUGUGAUCUCAGACUAGAAGAACUGGAAACUGAUGAGAAAAUGACAGUGGUAGGGACUUCAUCAUCAAACAUGGAAGGCAUCAGACUAUCAGAAGAUAAGGACUUUCCGGAGAUAGCGGGGACUUCAGAGCUAAGAGAGAUAAAGUCUCCGGUUAGGGUGAGGAAGAGAGUGAGGUUUGUACUGCCAGAAAGUCCGCGGAUUGAUAGAGAAACACAGGAAGAGUUACAGGAACUAAUGGAAGCAAGAGAGGCAGGAAUGGCAUUUAUAUUAGGACAUUCAUAUGUGAGGGCAAAGAGAGGGUCCAGUUUGAUGAAGAAAAUAGUGAUCAAUUUUGGGUAUGAUUUCUUGAGGAGAAAUUUUAGAGGACCAAGUUAUGCUUUGAGCAUUCCUCAUGCAUCUACUCUUGAGGUGGGAAUGGUCUACUACGUUUAGUUCCUGGUAUAUAUUAGUAUCUGUAAUUGAUGUUUUUUUUUUUUUUUUUUGGGAUUUUUUGGGCUUUUUUUUUUCUCUUUUUUUUUUUUUUUUUUUAAUUAUGUCAUAUUGUAUAUGAAUAUGAGAGAUCAAAGCAUUUUGUAUAUUUGUAUGUUGCCUCUACACAGUGAAUCCAUAGAUCUAACAGGCA